Messenger RNA from Metarhizium brunneum ARSEF 3297, 1041 nucleotides. It is a transcript of the gene MKAR, whose product is annotated as Very-long-chain 3-oxoacyl-CoA reductase. The record is from RefSeq and is a predicted model, not a curated record. Lineage: Eukaryota; Fungi; Ascomycota; Sordariomycetes; Hypocreales; Clavicipitaceae. Gene Ontology annotation, biological process: fatty acid elongation. Gene Ontology annotation, molecular function: ketoreductase activity. Gene Ontology annotation, cellular component: endoplasmic reticulum.
AUGGAUAAGAUUUUGGAGAAUCCCUACGUGGCAGGCAUCAAGUCGCACGUCGAGCAGCUUGGCCCGAUUCCCCAGCCUGUGCUAGGUGCCUUUGCUGGCGUUGGUGCACUUUGGCUCACAUACAAGCUCUUUGGCUAUCUCCAGCUCGUCCUGAGUGCAUUCGUCUUCUCCGGUCACAAUCUUCGCAAGUAUGGCCGCGCCGGAUCAUGGGCCGUCGUAACUGGUGCCUCAGAUGGUCUUGGUAAGGAGUAUGCCUCCCAACUCGCUGCCAAGGGCUUCAAUCUCGUCCUCGUUUCCCGAACCAAAUCCAAGCUCGAGUCGCUCGCCAAGGAGCUGCAAGAGAAAUACCAUGGCAAGGACCUUGAUAUCAAGAUUCACGCCAUGGACUUCGCCAAGGACGACGAUGCCGAUUAUGAGAAGCUCGCCGAGGUCGUUCGUGGCCUCGACGUUGCUAUCCUGAUAAACAAUGUCGGGCAGAGCCACAGCAUGCCCGUCUCUUUCCUGGAGACACCCAAGGACGAGCUGCAGAACAUUGUUACAAUCAAUUGCCUGGGUACUCUCAAGGUCACUCAGAUUGUUGCCCCUAUUCUCAAGCAGCGCAAGCAUGGGUUGAUAUUGACCAUGGGCUCCUUCGGUGGCUGGACACCUACUCCUUACCUGGCUACCUACUCUGGCAGCAAGGCCUUCCUGCAGCAAUGGAGCAAUGCUCUUUCGUCUGAACUUGCUGAUGACCACGUGGACGUGUAUCUGGUUCUCAGCCACCUAGUUACUACUGCCAUGAGCAAGGUCCGCCGCCCUAGCCUCCUGAUUCCCAAUGCCCGUAAUUUUGUCAAGGCUGCUCUCGGCAAAAUUGGCCUUGGUGGUUAUCAGACUGCCCCCAACACUUACACUCCUUGGUGGAGCCACUCUUUCAUGCUGUGGUUGAUUGAGAACGUUCCCGGCGUCAACAGCCCUGUCACUAUCUGGUACAACAAGAAAAUGCACUUGGAUAUUCGGAGACGGGCCCUCCGCAAGCAGGCGCGCGAGGCUAAGAAGCAGUAG